UGGGCGGCGCGACUGUACUUGACGGGGGGGGGGGUUUAAGCAAGGUUUACAAUAAAAUAAAAACCUUUCCAAAUCGUGCAUCACGAAGCUGACGUACUUUCUUAGCUUAAAGUUUCAGUUUUUUUCAUGAUAUGCCAUGACGCGGGAGUUAUGCGAAAGGAAGCGUUUUUAAAUAUUUUAUAACUCAAAAGCGCAACCCCCUUCCACCCCCCCCCCCUUCCUUUCCUCGAACGGUGGAGCGUUCCUGCGCGCAGGGUGUGGAUCACAGCCGGGCAGAGCGAGUCAAACCCGGGGAGUGAAUACGCGGGUAACGCGGCGAAUAUGAGCUAGUGUCGGAGGAAACAUUAACAAUAAACCGAGAAGGAAGGAAGGAAGGAAGGGAAGGCAGGAGGGAGAGAGAGAGAGAGAGAGGAGGGUCUGGAAAGGGGCAGAAGGAUAUAUCGGAAAGGAGUAAGCUCUCAGUGGGGCGGAAACUGGAGAGAGGCCGACUGAACUGCGGGGACCGGCUGGGGCAGAAGCAGUCGCUUCUCGGGACCGCCGAGAGCUGCAAUGCCGUGGAUUUAAAACGGAGAGUUGUGCAAACCGGCUGUGAAAAAUACAGAGAGGAUUUAUUUAGGAAACACGUUCAGAAGGACAAGCACAAGUGAAUAAGACACAGGCCGGGCUUCCCCUGCACCGCUUAAAACCAAUUUAUUAGAAAACAGAAACCGCUUGCUUUAUUUAUUAUUAUUAUUAUUAUUAUUAUUAUUAUUAUUAUUAUUAUUAUUAUUAUUGAAAACGUCAAAUGUGCAAUAACUAGAAAUGCUGUAAUGUUAACUGGAUUUUAAGAAUAUAUACGGUAUAUAUUUUGCUGUGUGCAAACUAUUUCCCCAUUUUUUUUUUAAUGAGCUAAACCAAACUCGAAGACGGAGGAGUGGAGUCUCGUCUUGCAAGCCAGUUUCAAGCGCUUUUACCUUUUUCAAUGCAAAACAAAAAUAGCAUUUAAAACCACCACCGGUGCAUUAAUUCCAUUAGUUUUCUAUUUUUCUUUGCGAGUGGGAGUGGUGUUUUGCUUACACUGCCGUGGAUUUCUAAUGGUUUCUGUCGUUGUGCCUCGGUUACUGUAACUGAAUAAUCGCUAGCAAGACGAGCGAGCGGAGAGGUGUGUGUGUGUGUUUAUGUCUGCUCGCUUCCUGUUCCUUCAUCGCUGGAGCAGAGAUAGUGCGUGUUGUUUGUUAUCGAUCAAGGAAAGGGAGGAGGAGAGCUUGUCACUCGGACUACAACAUCUGACUGAUCUUUAAAAAAAAAACCUGUCGGGGUCUAAGGUCAACAGUGGACAUCUGUUGACAUACCCCUCUCAUCCAAGAACAAACGAAGAAAGAAAAAACUAAUAAAGGCGAGUGGAUUUCUGCUCACCGUACCACCCUUUAGUGUACUAAUGCCUGGACCGCCGUUAUAAAGACCAGGACUCCUAAAACUGUAUUUAAAAUAAGCAUCUAAUGUGAAGGACUAUCUAAGCGGAUUACAGACUCCGCAAGAUUUUUUUUAGUGUGUGUGUUAAAAGUUUAUCUGCCAGAAAACGAACUCCAUCAGUUCUCUGUUUUUAUAUAUAUAUGCGUUAGAAGUGACAGGGUGGGUCGGUGCAUUUCAGAAAAAACUCACAAACCCCGGCCAACGUUUUUUCUGCCACUUUCUGCUACCCAUCUCCCCAUCACCGCAACGCAGGACUCGGAAACCGUAUAAGCCGCAUCCAUUAAACUGUAUUGUGUAGACGAAGCACAUAGUACUGCUUGUACGCUAAACUGUGAAUGAAGUUCUGCUUUCGAUGUGAGCAACCAAAUAAAGAAAAACCCAUAGAAUAUAUAUUUAUUUUUUCAACGCACAUACAUACAAAGCAAGCGCUGUUGUUGCCUGAACUACGUCAUCAUUUGCCUUAGAGUUCCUAAACACGAACGAAACGAAGAAGCUGAAAUUUUAGUGCCUUUUUUUUAAUUAAUUUCUUUUCUGUUUGCCACCGCUGCUCAACUCAGGAGAGAAGACAUCCGUUCAGAUUGGGGAAAACUUUUCAAACUCGCCUAAACUGCCUUUCUUUCUCAUUUCCAGCGGAUAUACUGUAGUUGCACGGUUUUUUUUAUUUUUGUUCAGAAGACUUUUUUCACCGCUGGACUGCACAGUUCUGUUCGAUACGGUAUUAAACGGUCUCCCGAGGAGUGUAGCUGGAUUUGCAUUUUAUUUUGUGUGUGUGUGUCGGGAUUCUAUCUACAAUAAACGAUUGCAAUGGUGAUCACCUCUAGUGUGGAAGAGGAGCCUCCGUCUUCACAGAGAAGGCUGGCAAUGCUACAGACGGAAUGGACCAGCAACCACGAGCCCAGCCGCUAUCUCCCCCAGUCCCAUCUGCUUAGGAAGAACUCGAGAAGUGGAAGCAGCUCAGGAUGCAAGCCCUCCUCCUCCUCCUCCUCCUCCUCCCUCUGCCUGCCUGCUGCCUUGGGCUUCUCGCCCGCUGAGGCAACCAUGUCGAGCCAGCAGAGCCUCCCCUCCUUCAGCAACAUCCACUCCAUGGCCGACCAGCAGCAGGUGCUGUCAGACAUGACGAUAUUACAGAGGAGGAUCCCCCCAACCUUUCGUGACCCGGCCUCUGCACCCCUCCGAAAACUCUCGGUGGAUCUCAUAAAGACUUACAAGCACAUCAAUGAGGUGUACUACACAAAGAAGAAGCGGCGUGCCCAGCAUGUGCCCCCGGAGGACUCGAGCACGAAGAAGGAGCGGAAGGUGUACAACGACGGCUACGACGAUGACAACUACGACUACAUUGUGAAGAACGGGGAGAAGUGGCUGGACCGCUACGAGAUCGACUCGCUCAUCGGCAAGGGCUCCUUCGGGCAGGUGGUGAAGGCGUACGACCACCACGAGCAGGAGUGGGUGGCCAUCAAGAUCAUCAAGAACAAGAAAGCCUUCCUGAACCAAGCCCAGAUCGAGCUGCGUCUGCUGGAGCUCAUGAACAAACACGACACGGAGAUGAAAUACUACAUCGUCCACUUGAAAAGGCACUUCAUGUUUCGCAACCACCUCUGCCUGGUGUUUGAGCUGCUCUCCUACAACCUGUACGACCUUCUGCGCAACACCAACUUCCGCGGCGUCUCCCUCAACCUGACGCGCAAGUUCGCCCAGCAGCUGUGCACCGCCCUGCUGUUCCUGGCCACGCCCGAGCUCAGCAUCAUCCACUGCGACCUCAAGCCCGAAAACAUCCUGCUGUGCAACCCCAAGCGCAGCGCCAUCAAAAUCGUCGACUUCGGCAGCUCCUGCCAGCUCGGACAGAGGAUCUACCAGUACAUCCAGAGCCGGUUCUACCGCUCUCCAGAGGUCCUGCUGGGCAUGCCCUAUGACCUGGCCAUCGACAUGUGGUCUCUGGGCUGCAUCCUGGUGGAGAUGCACACAGGGGAGCCCCUCUUUAGUGGUUCCAACGAGGUGGAUCAGAUGAAUAAGAUAGUGGAGGUCCUGGGAGUCCCUCCCUCCCACAUGCUCGACCAGGCCCCCAAAGCCAGGAAGUACUUCGACAAGCUGACCGAAGGCCUCUGGACGGUCAAGAAGAAUAAGGACAUAAAGAAGGUACUUUAUCCGUCGCCCUCCGAGUACAAGCCGCCAGCCACUCGCAGGCUGCACGAGAUCCUGGGUGUGGAAACUGGGGGCCCUGGGGGCCGACGGGCGGGGGAACAGGGCCACGCCCCCUGCGACUACCUGAAAUUCAAGGACCUCAUCCUGCGCAUGCUGGACUACGACCCCAAGACCCGCAUCACCCCCUUUUACGCGCUGCAGCAUAACUUCUUCAAGAAGACCACCGACGAAGGGACGAACACUAGCAGCAGCACCUCCACCAGUCCAGCCAUGGACCACAGCCACUCCACCAGUACCACCAGCUCAGUCUCCAGCUCAGGUGGAUCGAGUGGCUCUUCCAAUGAUAACCGGAAUUACCGGUAUAGUAAUCGAUACUACAACAGCGCUGUCACUCACACGGACUAUGAGAUGCAGAGCCCACAGGCUCCCUCUCAGCAGCAGAUGAGGCUGUGGCCGGGCGGUGACGGGCCAAUCCCUAACAGCGACUCCUACCCCCAGCUUCUCCUGCACAAGCCAGCCGCCACCCAGCAGCCUCGCCACUACCCCUCUGUGCUGGUGGGUGGCGGUGGAGGAGGACUGACCAUCAUCGAGCCUCACCAUCCGCACCCCAUCUACGGGCACCACGGCAACGGGCGCCAGCUCCAGCAGCACCGGCAGCAGCAGCAGCAGCAGCAGCAGCAGCUGAUGCCCAUCUCUUCCCCUCAGAUCCCAGACUCCAUCGAGCUGAGCCUCGCUCAUCACCACCACCACCACCUGGCCCCGUCUUCCAUCCACCAUCCGCCCACCCUGCCCCCCAGCCUGGACUCCAGCCAGUACGGCUCUUCCAACCUGCACCUGGGUCUCUCCGCCUUCCGGACUAGGACAGUAGUAGCCCCUCCCCAGGACAGUGUGGUGGCCACCUCCGGGCUGAGCUACCCCCCUUACUCCAGCUCCAGCAGCAGCAGCAGCAGCAGCAACAACAACAACCCUCCACAUGGUGGCGUAGUCGGCAGCGCGUUGACGGGGCUGCCCCGAAACAGCCGCUCCGACUCGGAGGAAUCGGCCAUGGUGGGAGUGUGCGGGGGGGGCGGCGCCCCCUCGCAGGGCACGUCCGCUAGCUCUUGAUGACUCUUGAACAACUGCAUAAAGCCAUACAGUUUAAAAUGAUGGAAUAAAACAAACAGAGACACGCGCAGAUCUACAGAGACGACGAGAAAGUUAGCAAGUUGUUUGUUUGCAUGGGCGGGGCAGGGCGGGGGCGGGAGGGGAGUUUUUAAGGUUUGUUUUUUAUUCAGAUUUUUUUUUGUUCAAGAAGGACAAAUGGAGGGGGGGGUGGGGUCUAAAUUAAAUGGACGACGUGUGGCGGGUGGGAAAUGGGUUUCUGUGAGAGGAGGAAGAACCCUGUUUGUUUUAUUAUUAUUAUUAUUAUUAUUAUUAUUAUUAUGUUAUUUUUUUCUGAAGUCUAGGUGUUUAAUUGUAAAUUGUUAAUUUAUUAAUAAUCACUACAUGAGGUGCGAGACCUGCGUGUGGAGAAGAAAACAAACUAAAGGAGAAACAGCAGGGUGUUUUUUUAUUAUUAUUAUUGAUACAGAAAGAAGAAAUAACCUCUUGGACUUCUAAUAUUUUUCCUUUUUUUUUUUUUUUCAAUUUUUUUUUUUUUUUUUUUUUUAACUUCUCGCUACACACUGGCUUAUAAAAAAACAAAACAAAAAAAAAAACAACUACUAAAGGAAGGAGGGGGGAUACCUGUCAUCAUGAAUCGCUUCAGAAAAAACUAAAACAUUUCUCAUAAGAAGAAAACCAAAUGCUUCCGGUUUAUAUUGUCUGUCGGUCUGUGUCUCUCUCUCUCUCUCUCUCUCCUUUCUUUCUUUCUUUCUUUCUUUCUAUCUUUUUGCUCUGUCUCUUCUCCCGCCAUCUCUCUCCUGCUCGGACGGACUGGUUAACAGUAAAUUGAUUGACAGGCCUCACUCCUGGCUGUCACUUUUGGGGGUGUAAGAACCCACUUUUUGUCGUCUGUCAACAAAAAAAUACUUCUUGUUCAUUCUUCCCUUUCUUUCUAGAGUGUUUCAGUCCUCUCUCUCUCUCUCUCUCUCUCUCUCUCUCUCUCUCUGAUAUAUAUAGUUUCUCUCAAGCUGCUAACUCCACUCAACAAUGUCGGGAUUGCUGCUAGACAAAAGAAAAAAAAAACUUUGUAACCCUCCUGCUUAAAAAAAAACAAAACAAAAACAACCACUGCAUCUCAUGUAUUUAUUACUAUUUAACAAAAAAGAAGAAAAAAAACGAA
This is a messenger RNA of Acipenser ruthenus (sterlet), 5854 nucleotides long. RefSeq names its product dual specificity tyrosine-phosphorylation-regulated kinase 1B-like. The transcript has 11 exons. Lineage: Eukaryota; Metazoa; Chordata; Actinopteri; Acipenseriformes; Acipenseridae. Gene Ontology annotation, cellular component: nucleus. Gene Ontology annotation, biological process: protein autophosphorylation; positive regulation of DNA-templated transcription; peptidyl-threonine phosphorylation. The record is from RefSeq and is a predicted model, not a curated record. Gene Ontology annotation, molecular function: protein serine/threonine/tyrosine kinase activity; transcription coactivator activity; protein serine/threonine kinase activity. The coding region runs from base 2257 to 4695 and encodes 812 amino acids.